Molecule: messenger RNA, 2436 nt
Organism: Notolabrus celidotus (New Zealand spotty)
Lineage: Eukaryota; Metazoa; Chordata; Actinopteri; Labriformes; Labridae
Gene: fyrd1
Product: transforming growth factor beta regulator 1
Exons: 15
Coding region: 171-1955 (594 amino acids)
Biological process (GO): regulation of DNA-templated transcription; regulation of cell cycle
Cellular component (GO): nucleus
Source: RefSeq, a predicted model, not a curated record
CCGGUUAAGGUGCACCACGUAAUACUUACCGAUGUUGGACACGAACAUCUGUUCCUCUAUCUCACUGAUCAAUUUAACAAUAUAACUCCGGUGUGGUAUUAUGCGACUAAGUAUUAAAACAAAUCACGACUCCAUAAUUUAGUUGUAUUGCAACGAAAGAUGUUGUUCGGAUGUUAGCGUUUAGUCAAUUUACAAUCCGGUUAGCAAAUGUGAAGUGGAACAAUGCUAUGAAGAGGACUGAAGGUUCCACUGGGGGAGACGUAAACAAUCCGAAGCACGAACUGCAACUAGGGGUCUACUGUCGUUUGACGGAGAUUAUUUUUCCGAUGGAGUCACUCAACACUUUCGAGUCUGAGAUGGAGGCUGAUGGGCAGGGGAACUAUUCUCUGUUUCCUGCUCUGGACAGCAUCGCAAGUCUGUCUGGAAGCGGUGAAACUUUGGAGAGUGAACCACCAAGUGAAAUUGCAGAGAAGCCAAACCUCACAUGGCUCGAUGCUGCACAGAUUGUAUUGGAAGAAGCAGGACGUCCCAUGCACAUAAAGGAAAUUAAACAAAGAAUCAUUGACAGGGGACUUGUUCAAUCCAAUGCAAAAUCGAGCCUGGAGGCAGUCAUGUACCGUGAGACACAAAAAGGAAGCAGGAGAUUCAAGAGGAUUGAGAACAGAAACGGAGUCUUUGCAUUGCUGACUGAUGAGGAGCGGCAGCAGGCCCUGCAGGCCUUCACUGCCCAGUCUUUCCUCGGCUCUCCACAGCAGAAUACCCUCUCCAGUUCUGGAUCAGGUGCCUCAGGCCCUGCAUUUCCAUCUCCAACAAGUUCUUCAGAGCAUAAGACCAAGAUGAAGAGAGGUCCAAGAAAAAAUCUAAAUGAAAAGUACAGACUCAAGUACCUUCGACUGCGUAAAGCUGCCCGUGCCAUGAUAUUUGAGAAUGCAGCUCUCUGUGAUGAAGUCGCUCACUUAGAGGAAAAAUUUUUGAGAGCAAAGGAGGAGCGGAGGUUUUUACUGAAGUCACUGUUGCAGUACCAGUCUUUUUCGGAGGGAGAGUUAAUGCCAACACCUAGCUUAAGCUCAGCUGCUCCACCUGUGGCAUCGACCCCAGGUGCUGCUGGAGGCUCAGGCCUAUCUGGGGGGCAUAACCAUGUAUCAGCGGGGCCAACAGUGGAAGAGGGGUCUCUUAAGAAACCCAAAAAGGAAAGGAAAGAGCGAGGCAGGGAAAAUGGAAAAGAGGAACUUCCAAAGAAGGUUUCUAAGAAAAGAAAGCUGGCAGACGGUUCUCGAAAGCUGGUGCAGCCCAUUCCCCUGGACUCCUGUGGCCGCCCUGUCUUCCCCAUCGUACUGGGGGGGUUAACAGUAUAUAGUCUUGGAGAGAUCAUCACAGACAGAAUGUUGUUCCAUGAUGAGUGUGCCAUCUACCCGGUGGGCUUCUGCAGCACUCGAGUCUUUGCCAGCAUGAAAAACCCUGAGCAGCAGUGCCUCUACACCUGCCAGAUCAAGGACGGGGGAACAGGCCCACAGUUUGAGAUUGUGCCUGAGGAAGACCCUCAGAAUGCCAUUGUGGCCUCCUCUGCUCUGACGUGCCACUCCAACCUUCUGAAGGCCAUUGCAUCAGCCAGUUCCAGGACUAUGGCCCCAAUUGUGCCAUCAGGAGCAGACUUCUUUGGCUUCUCACAUCCAACCAUCCAGAAUCUUAUUCAGAGUUGCCCUGGAGCACGGAAAUGUAGCAACUACCGAUGGAUACGUUUUGAUGUGUGUCGCCCCGGGGAUGGCCAAGUGCCUCACAGCCUAUCAGAGGAUGAUGCCUCCGUCAACUUCGAGGCAUACCAGAGACACCAGGGGUUUGAUGAGAACAUCAAGACGGAGCAUUCAACAGGGCAGAUGGCGCAGUCUCCUAGCUCCUCACAUCAGCACCACCUAAUCUCCACCAUGAAGCCUUCUGCCUCAUAUUUCAGUGCCUGAUUCCAAAAAGCUCUGCUGAAUGUCGACACAUGUACAUGAUGGUGAAACCUGUAUUGACAGAAUUCACACUGCUAUUUAUUCCCUUUUGAACAACUAAGGCAUACGGUAACUCAAAUCAGUGUAGUUCACGGUAUGUUGUGAUCAGGCAGUGUUUCUGAUGAUUGAUGCUUUUAAACUGGAUGUGGCUGUUGAGUUAGCUUGCUCAAUAUGUUAAAAGCUUCACAUAAACCCAACAUCUCUUUAUUAAAACAAAUGCUUCUUUUUUUUUUUACUGUAUGUGUAUAAACAGAAGUGUUUGACUGAAAAAUUAAGUCCUAUUCAGAAUUAUAUUUAACAUGUAUUGAAGAUAUUUUUUUACCUUUUGGAGGAUACACUCCAAAAAUGAAUAAUUAUUCUUUCUCAUGUACAAGUUUUUAGCUCAAUAAUGCAAUGGUAUAUGACUUUUGUUCCCAACAUAAAGCUGCAGUUGUGACACCCUGAA